Molecule: messenger RNA, 1305 nt
Organism: Aspergillus luchuensis
Lineage: Eukaryota; Fungi; Ascomycota; Eurotiomycetes; Eurotiales; Aspergillaceae
Product: phosphatidylserine decarboxylase
Exons: 1
Coding region: 1-1305 (434 amino acids)
Biological process (GO): phospholipid biosynthetic process
Molecular function (GO): phosphatidylserine decarboxylase activity
Source: RefSeq, a predicted model, not a curated record
AUGUUCGGAAUCAUCAACUUGCCUAGUCGCUCGACCGGCACUGUGUCCAGUGCUUCGAGUUCCAAGAAGCGUUACGCGCCCAUCGUUAACGAGCUUCUCCAAUUACUCGACAAAUCGUUUCCUUAUGCUUCUGGAAUGGAGGCCCUCGAGCAAGCUAUCCAAUCUGCGCUUCAGUACAGGAUCGUUGAGAUGGAAAGCUACGGACUCACCUCUGCUAAAGGAUUUCUCAACUUUGCAACCUGGAUGGUCGAUGGUUGGAUACCCACCGAGUCAGCAAAGGGUAGAGACAUCUACUAUAUCUUGUGCAUCUUCUAUUUCGUGUUCGACCAAGUCCCGCUCAAGGAUUGUCAAACUGCGAUUAGGCCCGAAUCUGUGGGGCAGGAUCUAUCCGAGCUUUCCCAAUGGAUGGUGAAGUUUGCCAAGGAAGUUGGGAGCCACAUGAACCGACCAGAGUCGCUGAACGAAGCAUCACUCACUUCAUUCUGGAAUGCUCCAAGCUUCCAUGUAUUCGAGGCAGAUGAAUCCAAAACCGAAGGGGGGAAAUGGACUAACUUCAAUCAAUUCUUCUGUCGUCAUCUCAAGGACGGCGCACGACCUAUUGAUGGUGAAGGUGACGACAACAUUGUCAUUUUCCCUGCAGAUUCAACCUUCUCCGGUUACUGGGAUAUCACUGACGAGUCGAUGGUCGAGUUGAAAGGUCUACCAUGGCAUAUAGGCGAUCUCCUUGGGCCAUACAAGUCCGACUAUGGCGAUUCUUUCAAGGGCGGGAUCUGGUCCCAUUCUUUUCUGAAUUCAUUUGACUAUCAUCGCCAGCACGCACCGGUGGGGGGUACUAUCAAAGUCAUCGACACUAUUGAUGGCGCGGCCUACCUAGAUGUUGAGUAUCAGUCUGAUAGUCGGUCGUUGAUGCCAAAACGGCCUAUGCGUCCUAUAUACUCCUCGGGGCCUGUUUAUCGGGGAGCGGAGGCGACAGAUAAAGAAGGAUACCAGUUCCUGCAAGCACGAGGGAUCAUCAUCAUAGAGAACGACAAGAUAGGCACGGUUGCUGUUUUACCGAUCGGUAUGGCACAAGUCUCGUCUGUGGUGGUCAGGGACGACCUCAAGCCAGGUGCCACCAUCAACAAAGGUGAUGAAAUCUCACAUUUUGAGUUUGGUGGCUCGGAUAUUGUGGUGAUGUUUCAAGGUGGAAAGAUAGACCCUCAUACUCUCCCACAGCCAUUGUCACGCAAAAGCGAAGAGCCCUUGUACGAGCGUCAUAAUUAUGGAGAGAUGCUCGCUAAGGCCAAGUCAAAGUCCAAGGCCUAA